Messenger RNA from Suillus subaureus, 2446 nucleotides. RefSeq lists its product as uncharacterized. The record is from RefSeq and is a predicted model, not a curated record. The transcript is spliced from 8 exons. Bases 172 to 2211 code for a protein of 679 amino acids. Gene Ontology annotation, biological process: magnesium ion homeostasis. Gene Ontology annotation, cellular component: intracellular membrane-bounded organelle. Lineage: Eukaryota; Fungi; Basidiomycota; Agaricomycetes; Boletales; Suillaceae.
GCGGAGUGCAGAGUGUAGUCGUCAGUACCGUCCUAAUUGUCAUGUGAGUUCAUUCUUGCGGCUCAGUUUCUCAAAUAUUUUGGCGAGUCGUUUAGUGCUUUUGAUCCGUCAUUCUUGACGUGUCCUCUUCUGAUCCGCAAAAGGACCGGCCAGGUGAUAAAUCAGUCAUCGAUGUUACCUAGCAUCUUUUCGCUUCCCUACAUUCUGACGUUUUCAUUUAAAUAUUGCUCACCCAAAAUUGCUUCUAGCUUCUCGGAAAUUAUUCCACAAUCGUUGUGCACCCGACAUGGUCUUUACUUUGGCGCUCAAAUGGCAGGCUUCACUCGAGGCCUAAUCUAUCUUCUUGGCGUCUUUGCAUGGCCUAUUGCCAAACUUUUGGAGUUAGUACUCGGUCCCCAUCAUGGAAUUAUGUACCGUAGAGGAGAACUCAAAGAGCUCAUUGCGUUGCAUUCGUCGAUGUCUUCCCUUGGUGGUGAUCUCAAGACUGAUACGGUCACGAUUAUCGGCGCCACACUUGACCUACAAGAGAAAGUGGUGAAGCAGGCGAUGACUCCCAUUGAGAAUGUUUUCAUGUUAUCGAUUGACUCGAAACUCGACUACGCGCUUAUGAAGAAGAUCUGCCUUACUGGACACAGCCGUGUCCCUGUGUAUGAAGAGGUCGAGAUCCCUGCCGAUGCAUCAGAUCGCAUGUUGAAGGUUAAGAAGAUAAUCGGCAUUCUGCUCGUUAAACACUGUCUUCUUCUUGAUCCGAAGGAUGCGGUUCCUUUGCGCAGGAUUCCGCUGAACAAGGUCCCUUUCGUACCAAAUAACGAGUCUCUUCUCGGCAUUCUGGACAGAUUUCAAGAGGGUCAUUCACACAUGGCUAUAGUGUCUCGCUUUAGCGUCGAGAAAGCUGCUUCAGUCAAGAAGGUCGCCAAGCGUUCCCUCACGCAACGCCUGCGGGAACGCGUUGGCAUGGGUGACUCCAGUGACGAGGAUGAGGAUGGUAAAGAGAAGGAUAACAUUAAGAACAAAGAUGAAGGAAAGGCAUCGCAAGAGAUAUCCUGUGCUGAUGAACUGGACGCUGAUGGUCAAUCCACACUACGCGGAGACGACAAAGAUUCAGCCAUUCAUAUACCCCAGCGAGCUGUCCGGACCGGCCGUGGGCGAGGACGACCCUCGCAACGCGGCAGAGUAAGGCGUGACAUAGAAAUGGGUAUUAUUAAAGAGCAGGCGGCCCAAAAUGAUACCAGCAAAGAAAAGAAACUCCGUGUACCUCGCUCGGCGUCUGCGCUGGAGCAAAGCAUCCCUGAUGACGCUGUUCUGACGAAAGAAGUUGAUCCUGCAAUAAUGCCACUCGGCAUUAUUACGCUGGAAGAUGUCCUCGAAGAACUUAUUGGUGAAGAAAUCUAUGACGAAUUCGAUCAGGACGGUGCCGGUGGCACUAUCUCGUCUUACGUCCCAACAGAGCACCCACCUCUUUUAGAGCUCUAUGGGAAAUCCUUACCUGACCUACACUCUACAGCCGCACAGCCUACCGAGGCGGUCAAGCCUGCUCCCACCGGUCCAGUCCUGCGUCCUCUGUCGCUGAAGUCGUUCGGCUUCCUCCGUUCUAGCAGUGAGCCCCCGACACCUCGUGAGACGGACGAAGUUUCUACAGCACAACCUGUCUCGAAGACUUCGGCAUUAUCUCCCAUCAGCGAUGGUAUCAAGGAGCAGGUUGCACCUGAGACGGUUAUUCCGGCCAUCCAGACCCUAGAAGCCUUGGCAACGAUGGAUGAGCCGCAAGACAUGCUUCGGCCCGCAAAGACAACUAAAGGUGCAUCCACUUCAGCUAAGGGUUCUCUUUCGGCAAGUAGCUUCACCUUGAAGAAGAGAUCUACCUCUGUUGCUGGGAUCGCCGCUUCUGUUCCCGAUUCUGUCAGCGCCCCUGGUACACGAUCCUCGUCACCAGCACCUCGUCUCACUAUCGCUAAGGAGUCGGGGAUGAGUACGCCCCCCGUUCCCGUGCCGAGUGAUUUGCGCUCCCCCACCUUGCAACGUGUCCCUACGGUCAGCAUCAAGGCAGGGAAGUUCAAGAGCAGUCCCUUGACGGGUGGAGAGCGUGGCCGAAUUGUUGUCGCCGAACAAGUCAUGCAAGAUACGAUGAACGCUGCUGACAAGGAACGGAUACUGGAUGAGGGUGACGACGUUGCUCAUGACAAGAAGGAGGACGAUAGCGGUUAUUUAUAACAACAGCUACUGGCGUUGCCUCGCCACUAGUAAUUUCUUGUAUCCUUCUGCAGAUUGUAGGCGAAGAACGAUGUGUAAGAUUGUCGUGGUAGUUUUCUCUUAGUUACUUACGUUUGUGCUAGUUCGUGUUUCGUGUAUACCUCCGUUCCUUUUCUCUUUACCCCGAUUCGACGUAGAUAAGUUUUUCCGUCUCGGAAGAAGCAAACUCAUCAAUGAAUAAUCGUCUGUGCCCCUU